Molecule: messenger RNA, 753 nt
Organism: Medicago truncatula (barrel medic)
Lineage: Eukaryota; Viridiplantae; Streptophyta; Magnoliopsida; Fabales; Fabaceae
Product: non-specific lipid transfer protein GPI-anchored 7
Exons: 3
Coding region: 88-555 (155 amino acids)
Source: RefSeq, a predicted model, not a curated record
AACCUAUAUAGUACACACACACACAUUUUUUCACGUAGGAAAAGUGGAACAAAAUUAAGGUCUCGUUGUCUCAUUAAUUAUAACAAAAUGAAUAAUGGCAAAAUGUGUACACGGGUGAUGCUGAUUUGGGUGUUAAUGGUAGUAAUUAGCAUGAGUGUAAUUAGCUUAGUAGAUGCACAAGUGCUUCCACCUUGUGCUGAUCAGAUACUAUUACCAUGCAUUGACUACAUUAACUCUACACAACCACCAGACAUUUGCUGCAAUCCAAUUAAAGAUCUAUAUGCAACCCACAAAACAUGUUUCUGUCAACUUAUCGCAGCUUAUGGCUUAUUUGAAGCUUUUGGUUUGAAAAUUACUCAGGUUUUCCAAGUUAUAUACUUAUGUGGUAUCAACUUCAAUACCAGCUCCUGCAUAGCUUCUUCUCCAACUCUUCCCCUGUCGUCAUUGCAGCCCCCAGCAAUAACCAGAGGCGAUGAAGGAGGAGUUGCUGGCAAAGCUACUUUAACUAGAAUCUGCAUCAUCCUUUUUAUUUGGGCAUUUGUAUUGUUUCAUUAGGAAGAAGAAGGCACUGACGGAUCGAGAAAGUUGAUUUGGUGGAGCAAGAAAAUAGUCAAUGUGUUUUCACAUCCCAUUUUUUUUAAAGGGCACAUCCGAAAAAUAUAACAAAUGUUUUGAGACAUUUUUUUUAUUUUUAAGAUAUUAUAUAUUUUAAAAAUCAUUGUUUAUCAAAUAUAUCUCUCUAUAUGCAUUAAA